UUUCUUUCUGACCACAAUUUUUGCUCCCCUCUUGAGAAGACGCUCUUAACUCUUUCUCUCUCUCUGCAGCACAGUUUGAAAAAGCUCUCUCUCUCUCUCUCUCUCUCUCUCUCUCAACCUUCCCUUCGAUCUCGGUGUUUGGAUCUGUCGGUGGACGACCAAUCGCUCGUUGCUGAGACGGCUGCCGUGCUCGUGGAUUUGGAAUUCCGUGUCUGAUUUGAUCAGUUAAAGAUCAAAGCCAAAUCCAAGACCCUCCGACGGUGGAUAAACUACAGUGAAAAGUUAGUGACGGCCGACUUGUUAUGUCUGACCAGGUAGCACAGUCAUAUCAUGGCGCCGAUGAGAAAUCUGGACAAUCCGUGCAUUCAUAUCAGUCUGUUUGGAUGGCACAUUGGACACAGACAAGCUUUACUGCAGCACCUUGUGUACAAGAUGGUUUAUCUCUUCGUGUUGAGAGCAAUCAUUAUCGUGAUUCUCCAUCUGCCAAGGGAUUUACAGAAGUCACUGAAGCCAGAACUGUGAGAAUCCUGAACGAGGGAAGUUCAAAAAAUUUGAUCAAUGAAAGAUUAGAUUGCCCACCAUUUCCAAUGUUCAGACUUUGCCAAAAUAUUGGUAGUGGGUUUGAUCCAAAAAAUGACCCGGACGCUUUUUUCAAUGUGCGAGCAUCAAGGCCCCAAAUUGAAAGCAAUGUUGAGGCAACUCAGAUUCUGCCCUACAGAUUUGGCAAAGGAAAAGCUCCAGUGUCUUCAUCAUUCACGAGUAGACAAGAACUUAACCAACUAAGCUCUGUUUUAGCAUCCAAAGACCACUUAUCGAGUAUUAAUUUGACAACUUUUGGACAUGAGGGCCCUGGUUAUAAUGGUCCUUCUGCACUUUUGGUUGGUGAGAAGAAACUGGAUAACCACUCAACCCUUGUGAAAUCUGGAACUUCUGUCUCGGGGUGGAGAAAUGCAUGCCAGUCGCUACUGGAUCCCUUUGCAGGAAAUUACCGUUUGCCGAUACUUUUUGGAGAUUGCUCCAAGAAGGUGGAAACACGUGUUCCUAAUUGUUUUCCUAGCAGUAGCAGUCCCCCCCCAGAAGCAACAAAAACAGACAGUUUCCAUGGGGGUUACUCUUUGCAAAAGAUGCCAAGUUAUGCCCAUAAUAUGGAAAGUAUGAGAAUUUGUAGUACAAAAUCUACAGAGGGGUUUGGUGGAGGUCCUGGCGCAUUUUCUCAGACAACUCGUAAUUUGUUAUGCAUGAAGAAGGCAGAUGUUAACUUGUCCGGAGAGAAGCAGAUAUUCAGAGAGUCAAAUGUAUCUUCCAAACUAAAAAGAAAUAUGUUUGGUGAACUACUCAGUUUAUCUCAGCCUUUGGGUCAGAACCCACAUACAUUAAAGCUUCAGCCUCUUGGUUGCUCCGCUGAGAGUGAGGGGGCAAAUAAUACUGAAGUUGAAGCUCCUGAAGUUCUUUUAAAGAAUGAAUCAUCGGCCGAGACUGAUACCAUGGACAUGGAUGCUUACAAGGAGCAGAACUAUCGUUCAGGUGUAAAUUUUUCCCUCUCCAACAAGGAUAUCAUGACGGGCCAAACGCCACCAUUUCAACCUACAAUUACAUCAACUAGAGAGGAAGUCGGACACAGAUGGCCUAUCACAACGUUACCUGAUAUCAAUGAAGAAGUUCCUGUCCUUCCAGUUGCAGGAAGCUCAUUGGACAAUGAGGAGCCCACCACUUCAAGAACUCAGAGUUUGGAUGCACAACACCUCCUUUCCCAUACUGAACAUCCCACUCAAUCAAAAUCAGCUCAUUGCCCUGAUGAUCCCACAAGGCUAGAACCGGGCAGCAGAUGGCUUAAGCGUUUCAAGUUGAGUGCCUCAGAUUCAUUUGUACUCGGCACUAAAAGCUCAAAUUUGGGUGAACUGCCAUCUCAUGAAAAGGUAAAUAAAUUAUUCGGCAAAAUUUUCGAAGGCAGCAAAAGUAGCAGCUCGGAGACAAUGUCCCAUAAAAAUCAUGGCAAAGAAGAGAGAGCCAAAGAUCAGACUGCAAUUGUAUUGCUGAAUGGUGAGUCAUCUUCUGCGGAAACAGCAAAGAAGGGUCAAGAUAUACUUCUUUCAAAUCCUUGGAUAAAAAGGUGGUGUCGUCAUGGAACUCAUCAGACAAAAAAGGCUGAAGCAAUGGUAGUUUGUGAACCACUGAGUACGAAGAUGGAAUUUGAUGACCUUCAAAAUAAGCAGUUUCCGAGUAUUGCUGCUAUGGCUCUGAUGGGGAAGGCCAUGAGUGGUUUUCAACCAUGUAAAUUCCAGAGAAGGGGUUCAUUUGUAAUUUGGAAUUCCAAAUGCUUCUGAAGGGACUUGCCCGGAGGAACUUGUACUGGGAAUCACAGGGUGAGCAUAAUCUCUUGGUUGACUAAGAUUUAAAUCCUGUUAAUGGGAAGUUUUUAGAGUCAGAAUUCAGAAAGAUUGAUUCCCAUAGGUACUUCUUUGACCUCUUUGAUAUUUGGUUCCCCCCUUUUUUUUUUCCCUCAAGAGGAAUUAGGGUAAGGGACUCUAGGUCGAUGAGAAUUUCUGAAGAUUCCUUGAAUUUCAAUAAUGUGCUCGUCUUGCCUCGACAAAAAUGGGAAAAAAAAAAAAAAUGGUACGUGCGGUUCCUUGCUUGAAAAUGUUGGAGGACCAACUUUUGAAGGAUGUGGUGACAAGUAGUGGCAGAUUGUUAUUUAUCCUUAACAAUGCUAUGGGUGAUAAUGCAUCUUCUUCUUCUCCACCAGCAAAUUUCUCCUUUUUUUUUUUUUUUUUGAUCCGCAGCAAAUUUCUCCUUCAAAGAUGCUAUUUGCUGUAACAUUUCCCUAAAGCUGCAGGCCGAAUUGUGAGUUUUCAUCUUGUUUUCAGUUGCUCUUGCUGGGCAGAUGUGUUUAGCUCAAGUGAGUGACGAGUUGACAUCUCUUGGUUUUUGUCUCUGUUAAGAGUGACAUGUAAAUGUAAUGUAAUUGCAAGGCUAUUUUCAUGAUGGCUCAAUAACUAUGUCGCAAAUUCUAAUUUCUAAGAUCUGUCAUCAUGAAUAUUCAUUUUGGAGUUA
Messenger RNA from Rhododendron vialii, 3051 nucleotides. RefSeq lists its product as uncharacterized. Gene Ontology annotation, biological process: regulation of photomorphogenesis. Bases 303 to 2324 code for a protein of 673 amino acids. NCBI's taxonomy places the organism in Eukaryota, Viridiplantae, Streptophyta, Magnoliopsida, Ericales, Ericaceae. The transcript has 4 exons. The record is from RefSeq and is a predicted model, not a curated record.